Messenger RNA from Cynoglossus semilaevis (tongue sole), 388 nucleotides. It is a transcript of the gene selenok, whose product is annotated as selenoprotein K. The record is from RefSeq and is a predicted model, not a curated record. Gene Ontology annotation, biological process: calcium ion transport; endoplasmic reticulum calcium ion homeostasis. Lineage: Eukaryota; Metazoa; Chordata; Actinopteri; Pleuronectiformes; Cynoglossidae. Gene Ontology annotation, cellular component: endoplasmic reticulum membrane; Golgi apparatus. The transcript has 4 exons.
UGAAUAACUUUUGCACAGGUUUUGCGCGUGCGCCUAAAGUGUGACGCAGCGAUAUUCAAUCCGGAAGUAAACACAACUCUGAACCUGUAGCUGAAAAGACAAGAUGGUGUACGUGUCCAACGGCCAGGUCCUGGACAACAGGUACCAGUCACCGUGGCGAUUCUCUCUACUGGUCGAUCUGUUCUGGGGAGCAGUGGAAUUUAUUGGGCUGUUUUUCAAAACGUUGAUUCACCCAGACUUGACAAAGGAAGGAAACAGUGGUACAUCCCACUACACUGAUGGCAGAGGUCCUCCAGGUCCUCCUGGAGGCAGAAGGCGGAUUGGAAGGAUAACUCACGGUGGAGGUCCUGGUGCCCCACCAAUGGGUGGAGGGGGAUGAGGAAGGUAA